Messenger RNA from Oenanthe melanoleuca, 4370 nucleotides. RefSeq names its product SEC14 and spectrin domain containing 1 (gene SESTD1). The coding region runs from base 1677 to 3764 and encodes 695 amino acids. The record is from RefSeq and is a predicted model, not a curated record. NCBI's taxonomy places the organism in Eukaryota, Metazoa, Chordata, Aves, Passeriformes, Muscicapidae. The transcript is spliced from 20 exons.
UUUUUUAAUGAGCGAAAUUGAUGAGGAUUAUGUGGAUGUGUGUUAAUAGAUGCUUUGGUCUGUUGCUCUCUCAUAUUUCUGCAUCCCAGAGGAGAUGUUGGUCCUCUCCAUUUUUAGUAUUGCAGUGUCUGCAGUGUCCUCACAAUUGGAUUUUGUUCGUGCAUUAAAAUUCACUGUGAUGAGGAAGUGCUGGGUUUUCCCCCUUUUCUCCCUUACGUGACACUGCCUGCUAAGAUUCAGUGUAUAGUAAAUAAUGAGUAUUGUUACUACAUUAUAGGACUACUAAUAAUUAUUAAUUACUGUGCUAAUUAGGGUUCUCCUUUAUCUGAAUGCAAGCAUUUAUAGUCCUGAUGGCAUUGUCUGUACAAAGCAGAAACUUGAGAGACAAGGGGGAAGGUGGACUACAGAACAGAACUGCAGCUUGCUCAGAGAGGCCUGUGGCUUGGUGAGGUGCUGGCCAUGCCUUGCUCUUUCAGGAGAAAAGCAGAGUGCUGGAAAAAAGAGGCAGAGUGCUGGAAAAGGCUGCUCAGGGAGAUUGUGGAGUCUCCUUCUCUAGAGACAUCCAAGCCCCUGCCUAGGCUGGGUCACCACCAGCAGUUAGACAGGAAUGUCUCCAAAUGGGGCUCCAUUCAAAUAGCUCACCUCCCUUCCAAUCUUAAUAAUCCUGUGAUUCUGUGAAAAUCUUCCACCAAAACUAAGAGUAAUUGCAAUGUGGUUUUAGGGGUGGAUUUUAGUAUUUUGCACAAUUCUUUAUGUCACAGAUUGCUGCUUGAAGAGUCUUGUAAAAUCAUCUCAGCUGACUGUUUUUCUUGGAGUAGUGUGCUAAUAGUUGAUAUUUUGUUUGCAGUUUAUUUGAUCAGUAACAUCAGUUUUCCUAGAAAUACAAUUUAAGAGAAGGAAAUAGAUGUUUUUAAAUUUCUUAUAAGACUAUUUAGUGUAAGAAAAACUGGUGUGAUGUCUCAUCGAGAUGUGGGCUGUAAUUCUAAAUUGGCUAUGGAUUCGAAUUUCUCAGUAAAGCUUAUGUAAACAGGGAAUUAACAUAGUUUUGUCAUUUUCUGUCAACAAAAUAGAGAAGUCAGGUGAAUUUCAGCUCAGUUUCAGUUGGCUGUUGCUUGAGAGUGGUAGUAGGAAGGGAAACCAGAGGAAUUCCUGUAAGAACUUCAAUCCAGUGCUACCUAACUGCUACCUAACAUAAGAAUCUCUAGGAACAGAUUAUGAAGAGAAAUACCUUUAUUCUCCAGUGAUGAUGGGUGGGGAAAUACAGAACACCUUCAAUAGGAAGUUUCUGAUGAAGUAGGCAGAGCCUAUCCUGGAAAUCAUAUUGCAGGGUUUCCAGUGUGUCUGUAUUUAGGCUAUCUCAAGUACUUGCUGUUUAUAUUUUUGUUCCCAAUCUAUAGGUGUGUCCUCUUGCCUUCUCUCCCAUCUUUUUGAGGCUGACUAGAAAGCUUCCAUUAAUAGAAGGACGUUUUUAAUUUCAAAUUUACUAACCCGGGAUCUGGAGGUCAAACUUGUAAACCUAGCAGACAGUUUUGCAUUCCAGUACCAAUGGUGAGAAGAUGAACUGCUGCAUUUUGGACAAGCUGAAGUUUGGAAUGCUGGGACAUAAAGAACCCAUUGAGAAGGAAAUUACAAUAGUUAAGAGGAGAUGAAGAGCUGUGCAAAGUAUCUGCAGUAGGAUGGAAGCCUCGGUAAUAUUACCCAUUCUGAAGAAAAAAUUGGCUUUUCUUUCAGGAGGGAAGGACAGAAGAAGUGGCCUCAUUCUGACAAUUCCAUUAUGCCUUGAACAGACGAGUAUGGAUGAGCUGAGUGUCACACUAGACUAUCUUCUAAGUAUACCAAGUGAGAAGUGUAAAGCUCGAGGAUUUACUGUGAUAGUGGAUGGCAGAAAAUCUCAGUGGAACGUGGUAAAGACAGUUGUGUUAAUGCUCCAGAAUGUUGUUCCAGCUGAGGUGUCACUUGUUUGUGUAGUAAAGCCAGAUGAAUUUUGGGAUAAGAAGGUUACACAUUUCUGCUUUUGGAAAGAGAAAGAUAGACUUGGCUUUGAGGUAAUUUUAGUAUCUGCUAACAAGCUGACGCGAUACAUAGAACCAUGCCAACUUACAGAAGAUUUUGGAGGAACUCUCACCUAUGAUCACAUGGAUUGGUUGAAUAAGAGGCUGGUAUUUGAAAAGUUCACAAAAGAGUCAACAUCUUUACUGGAUGAGCUUGCUCUAAUUAACAAUGGAAGUGAUAAAGGAACUCAACAAGAGAGAGAGAGAUCAAUAGAUUUGAACUUCCUUCCAUCAGUUGAUCCUGAGAUGGUAUUGCAGACAGGUCACGAGCUGCUGUCCGAGCUGCAGCAGCGGCGGUUCAAUGGCUCGGACGGAGGCGUGUCCUGGUCUCCCAUGGACGACGAGCUGCUGGCGCAGCCGCAGGUGAUGAAGCUGCUGGACUCGCUCCGAGAGCAGUACACCCGCUACCAGGAGGUGUGCAGGCAGCGCAGCAAGCGCACGCAGCUGGAGGAGAUCCAGCAGAAGGUAAUGCAGGUUGUCAAUUGGCUUGAAGGACCUGGAUCAGAACAACUAAGAACCCAGUGGGGAAUAGGAGAUUCCAUUAGAGCUUCACAAGCUUUGCAACAGAAACAUGAAGAGAUUGAGAGUCAGCACAGUGAGUGGUUUGCUGUUUAUGUUGAGCUUAAUCAGCAGAUAGCAGCUCUUCUAAAUGCAGGGGAUGAGGAGGACCUUGUGGAAUUGAAAGCAUUGCAGCAACAGCUGAGUGAUGUGUGUUACAGGCAGGCCAGUCAGCUGGAAUUCAGGCAGAACCUGUUACAAGCAGCACUUGAAUUCCACAGUGUUGCCCAGGAUUUGUCUCAGCAGUUGGAUGGUUUACUAGGAAUGUUAUGUGUGGAUGUAGCACCAGCAGAUGGAGCAUCAAUUCAACAAACAUUGAAACUACUGGAAGAGAAAUUGAAAAGUGUUGACUUAGGCUUGCAAGGCUUGCGUGAGAAAGGUCAAAGUCUUCUUGAUCAGAUAUCUAACCAGGCAUCAUGGGCCUAUGGCAAAGAUGUGACCAUUGAAAACAAAGAAAAUGUGGACCACAUCCAAGGAGUGAUGGAAGAUAUGCAGCUAAGAAAACAAAGGUGUGAAGAUAUGGUGGAUGUGCGGCGACUGAAGAUGCUUCAGAUGGUGCAGUUAUUUAAAUGUGAAGAGGAUGCUGCUCAGGCAGUAGAAUGGUUAAGUGAACUGUUGGAUGCUCUGCUGAAGACACACAUCCGACUGGGAGAUGAUGCUCAAGAAACAAAAGUUUUACUGGAGAAACAUCGAAAAUUUGUUGAUGUUGCACAGAGUACCUAUGAUUAUGGAAGACAGUUACUGCAAGCAACAGUGGUCCUGUGCCAGUCCUUGAGAUGCACUUCAAGGUCCUCAGGGGACACACUUCCCAGACUGAACAGAGUGUGGAAACAGUUUACAGUGACUUCUGAAGAAAGAGUGCACCGCUUGGAAACAGCUGUUGCAUUUCAUUCAGCUGCUGAAAAGAUUUUGCAGGAAUGUCCAGAGCCUGAAGCUUUCAAUGAAAUGGAUCAAUUUGAUGAAAUUGAGGCAGUUGGGAAAUCACUGUUGGACAGACUAACAGUGCCUGUAGUUUAUCCUGAUGGGUCUGAGCAGUACUUUGGAAGCCCAAGUGAUAUGGCUUCUGCAGCAGAACACAUUAGAGAGAAGAUGAAGUUAGUUAGCCUGAAAAAGCAGCAGCUGAGACAACCAGAAGCCACUACCCCAGAGAGCUAAUACUGACCUUGUCUGAAUUCAUAACAGGACUUCAGUUUGUAAUCCAGCAUGUUGUUUGCAUAUUACAGAAUUUGGUAUAAUAUAUUAAAAAGCAUUUCACAGCUAUUACGAGUCUCAUUUUUUUUCAAAGUAAAUGUUCUCAGCAUCUUAAUACUGUACAUCUAUCAAGCCAUAAUUAUUUAACAUGCUAUGAAACCAUAGACUCCAAGUAUCUUAUGAAAAGGAACUGUAAACUUUGCACUGAAAUUUGCUGUAAAGCUUUACCUGACCUGUCAGCUGCUUCUUAGUUAGACAGCUGAUGCAAGCUUUGAGUGGUGCUAAUUAAAGUGUUAGAAGUUCCAUAUUAUGAAACUAGUUCUUUGCUUCCCCCAUGCCCAGGUGAUGUAGUAAUUUUAGACUGUAAAGAAAGUAGCUGCAGUGUAGACUGUGGUAACCCUGUAAUUUUAAUUUGAAAUACUUUAAAAAAAUCAUUUUUAUUGUGCCAGUAUGCAACCUGCCCAUCAGAUCUUUGAUAUAUCAAAUUCAUUAAACAGAUGUUUUCCUAUUUGUAUUGAUAAUGUAUUAAAAGCUGUUUGUGCUUAAUAAAAAUCAUCUUUUUAAAAUCUA